This is a messenger RNA of Peronospora matthiolae, 312 nucleotides long. NCBI's taxonomy places the organism in Eukaryota, Oomycota, Peronosporomycetes, Peronosporales, Peronosporaceae. The record is from the annotation of a GenBank genome assembly.
AUGCAUCUAGCAGUCCUCGGCAUCUUUUGGCGCUUCGACCUCUCGAGUGCAUAUGAUACGGGAAGCUGUACCUCUAUCGGUUUUGCUAUUGAUGUCCUGACUGGUCCGUGUGCUUUUCUCGAGCAACCAAAUGUUUACGGACAGUCAGGCGUUGUCAAGCCUGACUGGAAUUCGCAUGGUCCGGAUUGCGCCCUGCAUUUCUCGUUCCAAACAUCGAGUUUGAACAAGAAGCGUUCGAAUCUUGUACUUUUUACCAUGAUCGGUCGGUUUAAGACAUGCUUAAAGGAACUUGCUGACACUUGUCGGACGUGA